AUGGUGUUCGCAUUUUGGAAGGUCUUUCUGAUCCUAAGCUGCCUUGCAGGUCAAGUUAGUAUGGUGCAGGUAACCAUCCCAAACAGUGUUGUGAAUGUGACUGUUGGAUCUGAUGUCACACUUGUCUGCACCUACACCAGCACUGUGGCCUCCCGGGACAAGCUCUCCAUCCUGUGGUCAUUCUUUCACAAGAAGGACUUGCCACCAGCUUCUCACAGCCCGUGCCUCAAUACUGAGGGUAUGGAGGAAAAGGCAGUCAGUCAGUGUCUAAAUAUGGCGCAUGCAAGAGACGCUCGGGGAAGAUGUAGCUGGACCUCUCAGAUUUACUAUUCUGAAGGUGGACAAGCCGUAGCCAUCGGGCAAUUUAAAGAUCGACUUGUAGGGUCCAACGAUCCAGAUAACGCCUCUAUCACCAUUUCACAUAUGCAGCCAGCAGAUAGUGGUGUCUACGUCUGCGAUGUUAACAACCCCCCUGACUUCACCGGAAAUAAUCAAGGCAUCCUCCAAGUCAAUGUGUUAGUCAGACCUUCGAAGCCCUUUUGUAGCAUCCAAGGAGUACCAGAAACUGGCCAUCCAAUAUCUCUUUCUUGCCUCUCUCUGCUCGGGACACCGUCCCCUGUAUAUUACUGGUAUAAACUCGAAGGUGGAGACAUCAUCCCAGUGAAAGAAAACUUCAACCCAGCCACUGGGACUUUGGUUAUUGGAAAUCUGACCAGUUUUGAACAAGGUUAUUACCAGUGCACGGCUAGCAACAACCUUGGCAACAGUUCCUGUGAAAUUGAUCUAACUUCUUCCCAUCCGGAAGUUGGAAUCAUCGUUGGGGCGCUGGUGGGUACCCUGUUGGGUGCUGCCAUCAUCACCUCUGUUGUGUGCUUCGCAAGGAGCAAGGCCAAGGCCAAGGCAAAGGGGAAGGAAAGGAAGAGAAAUUCAAAAACCAGCACAGAACUUGAACCAAUGACAAAGAUAAACCAAAGUGCAGAGCUCGAGGCAAUGGCAGGGGAACAUGCUCUCCAACUCGAAGCGACUCUGCCACCUUCUGGCCACGAGAAUGACCCCGCUACCACCCUGGGUCCAGAUCAUGAGCCGACCCCGGAGCCGGAGCCUGAGUCUGUCCGGGAGCCAGCCCCACAGCCUGGCCCAGAGCAAGAGCCUGGCCCAGAGCCAGAGCCUGUCUCAGAGUCGGAGCCUUUCCUGGAGCCGGAGCCUGUCCCGGUGCCUGAGCUGGAUACAGAGCUGGAGCCUGAGCCAGAGACAGAGCCAGAGCUGGAGCCGGAGCCAGAGUCUGAUCCCGAGCCCGGGAUUGUAACGGAGCCCUUGUGCGACAGGGAAAAGGGAGUGAAUAAGCCAUAGGCUGGUAGCCAAGUACAGUGUUCAUCAGUAGGGAACCCAUUACUGGCAUUUGGAGUUGCCCUAACCAGUCUCCCACCACAUCCCUCUCUUCUGACCUGCCCUCUUCUAACAAGGUACUCUUGCCUUUGAUCCAGAAUAAAUAGGUCAAGAUAAAUGCAAGGGUUCCUCUGUUACUUACACUCUAAC
Messenger RNA from Enhydra lutris kenyoni (northern sea otter), 1536 nucleotides. RefSeq names its product V-set and immunoglobulin domain containing 1. Bases 1 to 1350 code for a protein of 449 amino acids. Lineage: Eukaryota; Metazoa; Chordata; Mammalia; Carnivora; Mustelidae. The transcript is spliced from 8 exons. Gene Ontology annotation, biological process: epithelial cell morphogenesis; maintenance of gastrointestinal epithelium. Gene Ontology annotation, cellular component: plasma membrane. The record is from RefSeq and is a predicted model, not a curated record.